This is a messenger RNA of Trichoderma harzianum CBS 226.95, 677 nucleotides long. RefSeq lists its product as hypothetical. The record is from RefSeq and is a predicted model, not a curated record. The transcript has a single exon. NCBI's taxonomy places the organism in Eukaryota, Fungi, Ascomycota, Sordariomycetes, Hypocreales, Hypocreaceae. The coding region runs from base 262 to 633 and encodes 123 amino acids.
UACCUCUCUUCAGAACCAGAGGGAAAGUGUGUCUAUAAAUACUGAUACAUUCUCAAGGAUGAUCCCUUGAAUCAAGCUCAUUUCCCCUCUUUUCUUCUCCUCUGCCUACCCCAAUGAUACGCUGCAUGCGAGCAAUGGCCUGUUGUCCCACGCAUGGAUGCUUUUUCUCUACCUCAUAAUGAGGGGUGAUGUGGAGAUGCAGAUACGACAAGGUUCAAGAAGUAUACGCAGUACGAGCGGUGGAAAGAAUGGAUCCAUCCCAUGAUACUAUGUACCGUCGGCUUACUGGAUAGGUGUCUUUCAUCUUCCCAACCCGUUGGAUCAGUCUUGAAAGAGUACGUUGGUAUGGAAGGAGCGGAGCCGAUGCCGAUCAAUGCGGAGAAAGACAACAAUCCAUGUUCCCCUGACUCUCACGGCUUCUUCGACAAAUCCACGGGGCUCCAUAUAUUUUUGUUAAGCUUAAUUGCUUGUUACAUCUUGUCCUACUCUUAUCAAUUCGCUUUUCCCCUCUGCGGGACCAUGCCCCAACAUGACAUAGGUGCUGGAAAUUGCGGCUGUACACCGCAAUGGAGAAGCUGGAGAUUCCAUGCCACGGCAGAGUUUUGUCUUCAGGUUACAUCGUGCAACUGUUGAUCAUCUGACGCCAUUGUACAGAUGCCGUGAGGGGGAAUCCGAGA